AUGCCUUACACCACUGCAAGCCAGGAGCAGAAGGAUGCUGUGGCUCCCAUGAUUGGCAAGAUGAUGCCAACCUGCCAUUCCGCCCACCAACAACUCUUUCACGCUGGCACUCGGCAUUCAAAGAAAGGAUCUGGCAUGCUUUCAAAUCUCAUAUUGAACACCGAGGACUGGGAUCCAAUUGGAGAGGAAACUUUCACCACCACCUACAACCUGAAUUUCGGUGCCCCGCUGCUUCAGUUUGAUUCGCACGCCACGGGAGAAACAAUGCGCUCGAUCCAGAUGAAGAUUGUCUCGGGCACAAAGCAAAUCCAUGACAAGGCUCCAAAGCCUAUCCCAGACGGCUGGAAGCUUCAGUUGAACAACAUUCCGCUCGCUACCGCUCGUGGUAUGGUGUCCGAGGGCGGAGAAAUCAAAGGGGGCGUUGAAAACAUCGUUCCUGGCGAUAAGCCGAUCCAUUUCAAAAGCACAGAGGAAGAGCAUUGCCACGUUGUUCUGGGCUUCCACUUGAACAAGGACAAGCUCAAGGUGAAAGUGAUCUCCCCAGAUUCCUCGAAGCCUGAGGACAAGAGUCUUGGUUUUAUGAAAACCUCAUUCCAGGAAGGAUUCUUGGAAUUCUUCACCGGCAACAACGGCAAGACCGCUCUCGGCUACUCGAUUGCAAGUGUCAACAAUAUCGAACGUCCCGGUUACAUCGAUCUAAAACCCGUUAAGUUCCAGUUUGCAACCUUUUCGCAGGGGGAUGUGGGCACCAUCUCCAUCUUCAUUCAUGUCAAUGGAGGCUUUGUCGAUGGGAAAACCGAGGGUCUACAAUCGAUGUGGCAAGCACAGUGGUUACAAAACAACACACAGCCUAUUCCUGACCGCUUUACUGCCAGUCUCAUACUUUCUUCUGAAAUGAUCCAUCGGUCCAACUGGGAGGCGAGCAAUGACACCAAAUCCCACGAGAUUUACAACAAGAUUCAAGCACGGAGUGGCGCUAUUUGGCAACUUCCAAAGCAGCAGCACAACUAUGGGAACUCCGAGUUCCAUGUCGAAGGGCCUACCAUCAAUAUGCGUGAUUUCCCCAUGUACAUGACUAUCGUUCAAUCCAACCCUGCUAGCAGCCCUGAUGUUUAUGCAUACUGGAAGAUCGACCAGGAAAUCAAGUGGAAAGCAAUCCACCAGUUCAUUCCUAACCAGGCUGGCUCCAUUAAGGCGGCAUUCAGGCUUUGCGAUACCAAAGAUUUCGACAAGCAUCGCAAAAUGGAUAUCGACAUCACGGUUGAUGACGAGUCAUUUGGGAUUAACUUGCAGCUGAACACCAACAACUUCCGGAUGGAUCAGAAUGAACCAAAUGCGAUCGAUUGA
Messenger RNA from Penicillium samsonianum, 1347 nucleotides. RefSeq lists its product as uncharacterized. The record is from RefSeq and is a predicted model, not a curated record. NCBI's taxonomy places the organism in Eukaryota, Fungi, Ascomycota, Eurotiomycetes, Eurotiales, Aspergillaceae. Bases 1 to 1347 code for a protein of 448 amino acids. The transcript is spliced from 3 exons.